Anopheles stephensi (Asian malaria mosquito) is the source of this 1655-nucleotide messenger RNA. Its product is annotated as aladin. Gene Ontology annotation, molecular function: protein binding. The coding region runs from base 208 to 1563 and encodes 451 amino acids. Gene Ontology annotation, cellular component: nuclear pore. NCBI's taxonomy places the organism in Eukaryota, Metazoa, Arthropoda, Insecta, Diptera, Culicidae. The record is from RefSeq and is a predicted model, not a curated record. Gene Ontology annotation, biological process: nucleocytoplasmic transport. The transcript has 3 exons.
CGGAAGAUUCGAAAAAUAUCCUGUUGCUAUCAAAUUGACAGCGGCUGUCAAUUGAGCGCUGCAGUUUGACAGCUCCGAAAGAGCGCCAUCGGAAACGGUUUCACACAUAAACAACACCCGGCGUUUGUGUGUGAUCGUUUCGUAAACAGAUCCUUGUUCAUCGUUCUCCCCAGCAGCCCUUUGGUAGAAGGCAAAGAGCUAACAAAGAUGAGUCGCUCGCUAAAUCUUAGCAAUUUUCCGCCCAGCGCGGACACCAUCGGAUUCUCGGCGCGCGAUCACUAUCCGGAUAUAGUGUUCAUGCGAGAAAUGUUGCACCCUCCAGGGCACAGCCGACGGACGGACAGUACGCGGGAUGUAAUGGUGCCGGUAACGGAAUCACUGCCCAAGCGCAUUCUGAGCAUCUUCAUGGAAAUCGGUUUCCUGGAAGCGCUCGGCGAGGCGGCACAAUCCGAAUCACGGAUCAUUUCCCGGGCUGCCACCUACCUGCAGCUGAUCGGCCGGCGGUUCAAGCAGUACUGGCAGUCGUACCCGUGCGACCAAUCGAUGGACCUCGUGGCGAAACACUCGCAAACGCGCAACUGGCACAAAAGCACGGUGCGCUGUAUGUGCUGGCAUCCGCAGUGCUUUAAGCUCGCCGUUGCCACCAUCGACGACACGGUUCGCAUCUACACGCGCAAACCGGGCGUAACGCCCAUUCUUCGCAGCAGUCUGCAGAAGGCAAUCACCUGUCUGGCGUGGAGACCGCACACGGGUGGCGAACUGGCCGUCGGUUGUCAGACGGGCGUGCUGAUCUGGAGCGUCGAUCCGACGAGCCAAAUCACGAGACCCCUGUCCCAGGCGGUACAUUUACAGCACGGACGCCAUCAACCGGUCACAGCGGUCAGCUGGAGCAGUACUGGUGAGUUGCUGGUGACUGCCAGCAUCAACGACACGCAUCUGCUCGUGUGGAACGUAGAUCAACAGCGGUGCGUUCCGAUGCAUCGCGUAAAGUUGCCCUGUGCGCUCGUUAGCUAUGCACCCCUCGGCUACAACAUGAUCGCCAGUACCAUCGGGAGAGAUUUCUACCUGUGUACCGUGCCACCGGAACGGGUUACGCGGGUAGGUUGGAGUACGGCCAACGGGUCGUUGCAAUCGUUCGCUUGGUCCCGGGACGAAAGGCAUCUACUGUUUGUCACAACGGACGAUAUGCAGCUGUUCUACAUGCGGCUAUCCGGUUUAAAAAGCGCAUCGUACGAGCUGGCCUUUCCGCUGGUGGAUCUGGACCAAAAAACCACCGACGACGGGCUAACGAUCGGUGGCAAAGCGCAGUCGAUCGCGUGGUGCCCCCAGGAUCGCUUCUUGGCCAUCUCCUUCAAAACCACGUCGGCCAUAGCCAUCUUCUUUACGAACCUGACAGGGCUGCAGAUCAACAUUGACCCGUACUGUCUUAUAUUCGGUGCCGGUGUCGAGUAUCCGUCGUGCAUGUGCUACCAGGAAAACUACCAGCAAGAAUACAACACGGACGCACAGUCCGUGCUAACGAUCGGCUGGUCCUCCGGUCGCAUCGAGUACUAUCCUUUGUAGUGUACGCGCCUGGCAUGACGAAGGGAAGGAAAGUUAUACUAAGUAAGUCCCAAUGAAUUGUUAAAUAUAUGAGCGAGAAGCAUUUUUUCUAU